Chrysoperla carnea is the source of this 2539-nucleotide messenger RNA. Its product is annotated as soluble guanylate cyclase 89Db-like. The record is from RefSeq and is a predicted model, not a curated record. Lineage: Eukaryota; Metazoa; Arthropoda; Insecta; Neuroptera; Chrysopidae. The transcript has 11 exons. Gene Ontology annotation, biological process: cGMP biosynthetic process; response to oxygen levels; nitric oxide-cGMP-mediated signaling. Gene Ontology annotation, cellular component: guanylate cyclase complex, soluble. Gene Ontology annotation, molecular function: oxygen sensor activity; heme binding; guanylate cyclase activity. The coding region runs from base 139 to 2106 and encodes 655 amino acids.
CAAUCUAUACAUUUAGAGAACAAUGUUUAUUUUAAUAUGUACGUCUUCCUAGAAAUAUCGACAUAGACGUAAAUCAAAGCAACAAUUAAAAUUGAACAAUCUUACUUGUUAACAACGUGUAGACCAUUUUGCUUCAAAAUGUAUGGCAUGCUACUAGAAAGUGUUCAACAUUUUGUUCAGUUGGAAUAUGGUGAAGAAUUAUGGUUACGUGUGGUUCAACAUGCUGGAUGUCGCCAUACAGUUUUCAACACUCAUCAAGUGUAUCCAGAUACAUUAAUUACAGAUUUAGCUGCUGCAUGUGCUGAAAUUACUCAAUCAACGAAUGAUGCGUUCAUGCAAUUUUUUGGCAGAUGUUUCGUACGAUAUUUCAGUAAUUUUGGAUAUGAUGCAACAAUAAAAGCGACGGGUCGUUAUUUUACUGAUUUUCUACAAAGUGUGGAUAAUAUUCAUAUGCAAAUGCGUUUUACAUAUCCAAAAAUGCAGAGCCCAUCAAUGUAUUUAACGCAUGUUGAUGAAAAUGGUGUUGUUUUAGUUUAUCGUAGCACACGACAGGGUUUUACGUAUUACUUUAUGGGACAAUUGUUUCAAAUUGCUGUUGAAAUUUAUGGCUUUGAUGAUUUGGAUAUACAAAUGUUAGAGACUCAUAAUACGGCAUCUGGUUCGAAAAAUGUUCAAAUUAAAUUUCGAUUGAAUUUUGAUAAUCGUGAAUAUAUGGCAACACACAGUAAGAAGAAUAUAUUUAUGGAACGCUUGUCAUUACCACCCGUACCAGCUGAAUUACUGCUAGAAUUUUUUCCAUUUGGAAUGAUUAUAUCAAAAAAUAUGAAUUUACUUGGUGUCGGUGAAAAGUUAUUACAAGUUUGGGGUGAAACGCCUGCAAUUUUAGGUGACCCAGUUGCCAGACAUUUUAAGUUACGUCGACCCAAAGGAAUUCCGUUUACCUGGAAUAAUUUGAUUUAUUUGCAUUCGGUUAUUUUUGAAAUUGAAUUAAUACGAAAUUUAAUUAAAUCAGAAAUUGAUGAAUGUAUUGAUAGAACUACUGGUGAACGGAUUAAUGUCUCAAAUAGUUACGAGAAAAAGAGCGACAAAGAAGAUAGUGAUCCAGAAAUGCUCACAAUAAAACCACAACAACCAAAUUUAGCUGCAUCAUUAGAUAGACGCGGCAGUCAAGGAACACGGUGUAUCCUGUUACAAGGCCAAAUGCGUUAUAUUGAAGAUAUUAGUGCCAUUAUUUUUCUUUGCAGUCCUUUGAUUAAUAAUUUGGAUGAAUUACCAAAUAUGGGCUUAUAUUUAACUGAUUUAAAUCCGCAUGGUUUAAGUCGCGAAAUGGUUAUGCAAGGAUGGCAAAAUUGUUCACGUUUGGAAGUAAUGUACGAAAGAGCUGAACAACGUUCAAUUGAAUUAGAGAGAAAUUAUGAUUUAUUGGAAUCUUGGAAGAGACGGGGUGAUGAAUUAUUAUAUUCUAUGAUUCCGAAACCGGUUGCAGAUCGAUUACGUCAUGGACAAAAUCCAUUAAGUACAUGUGAGUCAUUUGAUUCCGUUUCGAUACUUUUCUGCGAAUUAGUAGGAUUUAAUUCAGAUACAAUACGUGAUGUAAUGGAUGUUGUAACCAGCAUGAAUUCUAUAUUCAGUUGUUUCGAUGCAUUAAUGGAUAAAUUUAACGUUUAUAAAGUAGAAACUGUUGGUCAAGUUUAUAUGGCAGUUAGUGGCGCACCAGAACCUACACCGGAUCAUGCUAGAAAUGUAAUUGAAGUGGCCUUAUGUCAAUUACGGGAUGUUAAAAAAUUGGAUUUACCCACAACGGUUCAUGUAGAAAUACGAAUUGGAAUUCAUACGGGUCCUGUAGUAGCUGGAGUUGUUGGUAUUAAAGUUCCACGGUACUGUUUCUUUGGAGAUACCGUAAAUACAGCAUCUAGAAUGCAAACCACUUCAGAGUCGGGUAAAAUCCAAGUAUCUAAUGUCACUCAUAAAAUGUUACCACCUGGUUUAUAUAACUCGAUACCACGGGGUAAAGUUUAUGUAAAAGGUAAAGGUGAUAUGGAUACAUUUUGGAUUUUAGGCAAAAAAGAAGAACUUGCAGUGGAAUCAACAAAAACUGGUAUUUGAAAUAGAGUAAAAUACACUUGGAAACAAUUAUUUAAAUUUAAAUUUUAAAUUAAUUUACUUUAUUUUCAUAGAGUUGGAAUUUUAUUUCACUUUUUGGCAAUUCUAUUUUCUGUGAAAAAAGUGACGUUUCAAAUUUGGCACAGUUGUUUAUUAUGCCGGUUUACCACUAAACAGACAAACAAAAAUAGCCAUUAGGUUUUAACAACUUCCGAAACAUCAUUUCACUUUAUUUUUUUGAUAAUUCAAGCUCGCGCGCGAAUUCUUUCCGAAAAAACACGUUUCAAAAAAUCAUAAAUCAUUUUGAAGGACGGGGAGGGGAGUUAACUUUCUGAUGAUGUUUUUUUAAAAUUCGUAAUCCAGGGACCCACCCCCAUGCGCACGGACUUGGCUUGAUUAUUCAUUUUUCAUAUCAAAAUUGUAAUUCGUGUACCAA